Messenger RNA from Nicotiana tabacum (common tobacco), 1142 nucleotides. Lineage: Eukaryota; Viridiplantae; Streptophyta; Magnoliopsida; Solanales; Solanaceae. The record is from RefSeq and is a predicted model, not a curated record.
CCACGCUAUUUUUUGCUUCGUUCAUUUUUUUCUCAAAAGCUCAAAACCUCCGCCCACUUCUCAAAAGCUCAAAACCUCCAUCACGCUCAAAACCUCUGCCGCGCUAAAAAACUCAAGUAAUGGCAAAGGCAUCUCAAUCACUCACUCUCGCAUAGUAAUCGACAAGUAUCUUCAAUUAAAAUAUGCCAAGGUUCAAGCGUUUGCUGAAAAAGCAAAAUUCAGAUCAGUCACAAGAUUCAGAACAAAAUAUCAAGAAACUCAAAGUGAAAGUUAACGAAGUGCUAAAUUUAACGUGUGAAGAACGUAUUGUGGUUGAUUUUGAUUACCUGGAUGAACCAUUUGGAGAUGCACGCGGCCUUCUUUCAGGUUUUUGUGGAAUUUUAGCAUGUGACUGCGCUUUAUUUCCUAUCCACUGUGAGAAAUGGUUGAGUUUACCUAUCUCAUACUUCAAUCGCGUCUUCGAUCAAAUUAUAAAGGAUCAUUGGAUUUCUUUUGUUGAUUACCAAUAUAAAGAUUCAACAAAGAUGGCUCAGACUGGACAAAUGCCUGGACGAGCACAAAUAUACAUUGCUACUCAUAAGAAUGAAGAUGGAGUAUAUGUUAAUGAAGAAGCAAAAGAAAUAUGCGAAAAAAUUGAGUUAGCUUUGAGCCAAAGCAACAUAGACGAGUCUCAAAUUUUGCCAAAUGAUGCCAUUGGUAAGGUGCUAGGAAAAGAGCACUCUGGAAGGGUGAGGUGUUUGGGAUUAGGCCUUGUCCCUAGUAGAAUUUUUAAACAAGUUAGACCUCGUUUUGGUGGUAUAAGUUCUUCAAGUACUAAAGGUUCAUGUUCGUCCCAAUGUCAACAUAACCAUAAUCAAAUGAUGAAUGCUCACAAUCAAAUGAUGAACGCUUUCAAGGCAUAUAUGAUAAUGAAAGAAGGGACUAUACCAGAACAGUUUGUGGGGUUCUUUGUUUCUCCUUCGACAGUUUCUCCUACAACGUCAAGUGAUGUGGACAGUGGACCCCUUUCGCCAAUGGACGCAAGAAGAUCAUGCGGUGAUAGUAAUUCUAGUGGCAACCGUUAAUUUCAUUGUAAUGGUGUUAGAUAAUUAAUUGUGGCGAUAUAAUUGUAUGGUUGAAGCGGAUGUUAGAAUGUUGGAGUG